AUAAUUGACGGAUCUGAUCCAUCCGCCCGAAGCUUGGGCAGCCAUCUCAGUUAAAUUGGAGGAAAAAGAGAACCAGGUGGAGAAGAAAAGGAUAAUUUCAAUUAAAAGGUUUCGUCCAAUCAAGAUUAAGGGUUUCUUGGGAUCCGAUCUUCGCAAGCCAUGAGCGCGCAGAAGAAGAGGAAUUUCCAGAUAGAGGCCUUUAAACACCGGGUCGUGGUGGAUCCGAAAUAUGCCGAGAAGACGUGGAAGAUUUUGGAACAUGCAAUUCAUGAGAUAUACAAUCAUAACGCCAGCGGGCUCAGCUUCGAAGAGCUUUACAGGAACGCGUACAAUAUGGUGCUGCACAAAUUUGGUGAAAAACUUUACUCUGGACUUGUGACCACAAUGACAUUUCAUCUGAAAGAAAUAUCCAAAGCAAUUGAAGCAGCUCAAGGAGAACUUUUUUUAGUAGAAUUGAACAGGAAAUGGGCAGACCACAACAAGGCUUUGCAAAUGAUCCGAGACAUAUUGAUGUACAUGGAUAGAACUUUCAUCCCAAGCACUCGUAAAACUCCAGUUCAUGAGCUUGGUUUGAAUCUAUGGAGGGAUGUUGUCAUCCACUCGAGCAAAACCCAGACCAGGCUUCGAGAUACUCUUCUUGAACUUGUGCAUAUGGAAAGGAGUGGUGAAGUAAUAAACAGGGGUUUAAUGAGGAACAUUAUAAAGAUGCUUAUGGAUUUAGGUUCCUCUGUUUACCAAGAAGACUUUGAAAAGCAUUUUCUUGAUGUCUCUGCAGACUUUUACCGUCUCGAGUCUCAGCAAUUUAUUGAGUCUUGUGACUGUGGUGAUUACCUGAAGAAGGCAGAGAGACGUUUGAAUGAAGAAAUAGAAAGAGUGUCCCACUACUUAGAUGCUAGAAGUGAACCCAAGAUAACCAGUGUGGUGGAAAAAGAGAUGAUAGAAAGUCACAUGCAAAGAUUAGUCCAUAUGGAAAACUCAGGCUUAGUAAAUAUGUUUGUUGAUGAUAAAUAUGAAGAUUUGGGCAGAAUGUAUAACUUGUUUCGUCGUGUACCGAGUGGACUCUCCAUAGUAAGAGAUGUCAUGACAUCUUACAUUCGUGAUACGGGUAAGCAGCUGGUGACUGACCCAGAUAGGUUAAAAGAUCCUGUGGAUUAUGUGCAGCGACUCCUUGAUUUGAAGGAUAAAUACGACAAGGUUAUCAGCUUGGCAUUCACCAAUGACAAGACGUUCCAAAAUGCUUUGAAUUCCUCAUUUGAAUAUUUUAUCAACCUGAAUGCUCGAUCUCCAGAAUUUAUCUCUUUGUUUGUGGACGACAAGCUUCGUAGAGGAUUGAGAGGGGUUAGUGAGGAGGAUAUAGAAAUUGUGCUAGACAAGGUUAUGAUGCUUUUCCGUUACCUUCAAGAGAAAGAUGUAUUUGAGAAAUAUUACAAGCAACAUUUAGCCAAGAGACUUCUGUCAGGGAAAACUGUCUCUGACGAUGCUGAAAGAAGUUUGAUUGUUAAGCUCAAAACAGAGUGUGGGUACCAAUUUACCUCUAAAUUGGAGGGUAUGUUCACUGAUAUGAAGACAUCUCAGGAUACGAUGCAGGGUUUCUAUGCAAGAUAUGGUGCUGAGUUAGGAGAGGGUCCCACGCUAGUUGUGCAGGUCCUCACUACAGGGUCGUGGCCAACUCAGGCUAGUACAACCUGCAACCUUCCUUCAGAAAUUCUUGGGAUAUGCGAGAAAUUUAGAAACUACUACCUCGGGACACAUACUGGGCGGAGAUUGUCUUGGCAAACAAAUAUGGGGACAGCCGAUCUGAAAGCUACCUUUGGGAAGGGCCAGAAGCAUGAGUUGAAUGUUUCCACGUACCAGAUGUGUGUGCUAAUGCUGUUCAACAACACUGAUCGGUUGAAUUAUAGAGACAUCGAGCAGGCCACAGAGAUUCCGACUGUAGACUUGAAAAGAUGUCUACAGUCAUUGGCCUGUGUGAAAGGAAGGAAUGUCCUCCGGAAGGAGCCAAUGAGCAAGGACAUUGCUGAAGAUGAUGCAUUUUUCUUCAACGACAAGUUCACCAGCAAGUUGUACAAGGUGAAAAUUGGUACCGUGGUUGCACAAAGGGAGUCAGAACCAGAAAACCAGGAAACGCGACAGAGGGUAGAGGAAGACCGGAAACCACAAAUCGAGGCAGCGAUUGUGAGAAUAAUGAAGGCGAGGCGGGUAUUGGAUCACAAUAACAUCGUCACUGAAGUCACAAAGCAGCUGCAGUCAAGGUUCCUCCCCAACCCCGUUGUGAUUAAAAAACGAAUUGAAUCUCUUAUUGAGAGGGAGUUUUUGGAGAGGGACAAAGAAGAUAGAAAAUUGUACCGUUAUCUUGCGUGAAGAACCUGUGAUUGCCCUGGCUAAAAUGUGUCCAAAACUUUAUACUACGGGCUCAUUGUUAUAACUUUCUUGAGUUGAAAUAUUUACCAUUGAAUUGCUGCAGGCUUGGUUGGUUACACUCUAUUAUUGUCCUGCUCUCUUUCGCUUGAUCUUAUGGCCUCUUUUUGCUGCUUCUGGUUCACUAGGAAAUGAAAUCCCCCUUUUGUUUGCAGUAAGUGAAAAGUUAGUUUGUUUCUGAAGAAGGCCAUAUUCCACACUGCUGCUCUCAAAUGCUCAAAUGUACAUUGUGUUUUCUUGUAUUCUUAAAUGCUCUAUAUGUAGCUGAUCAUGAACUUGAUGAUUA
This is a messenger RNA of Momordica charantia (bitter melon), 2704 nucleotides long. RefSeq names its product cullin-3A. The record is from RefSeq and is a predicted model, not a curated record. Gene Ontology annotation, molecular function: ubiquitin protein ligase binding. Gene Ontology annotation, biological process: ubiquitin-dependent protein catabolic process. NCBI's taxonomy places the organism in Eukaryota, Viridiplantae, Streptophyta, Magnoliopsida, Cucurbitales, Cucurbitaceae.